AUCGUUUUUGGGUGUUAGCGAAACAUGCCAACUGCAAAGCAGGUCCGUGGAACAUACUCUAACAGGUUGGCGAUGCGAAAAGGCAGGCAAAACAAGCUGAAAGCUAUGAGAGAAGGGAAGAUUCGCAAACCAACGAAGGAAAUUGGUCUGCCGCACUUUGGAAGUGAAAAGCAGAAGCUUGAGCAGAGAAGCAAGUUGAUGAAGCAGAGAGUGCAGCAAGCGGUGGAGUCGGUCCAGAACGAAUUUGAGGGCAAUGGAAACAAAAGUAAUAUAUCUAUUGAAAGUAUGGUGCAACAAGCUCAGAUGAAGACAGAGCAGUUUGAAAAGAAUCGGAAACUGGAAGACCAGAGCUUUCAAACGCAAUCUCUAAAAGAGGAUCGUGCCGCCCAGCAAACGCGCCGUACGUUUUUCCGCCAGCUAAAAGAAGUCAUAAACAAAAGCGAUGUGAUUAUCAUGGUUUUGGAUGCUCGUGACCCCAUGGGUUGCCGCAGCAAGCUCAUCGAGCACAAAAUCCUCGAGAAAGAUCCCAACAAGCGAAUCAUUCUUCUAGUCAACAAAAUCGAUCUCGUUCCCAAGCAAGUCGCUCUCACUUGGCUCUCUCUGCUUCGCCAAGAAUACCCCACCAUUCUCUUCAAAGCCUCCACCCAGUCCCAGCGCUCGCAUCUCGGUCGCAACGACAUGAACAUCCGUAAUGCGAACAGCACGCUCAUGGCGAGCAGCGUCUGUCUCGGCGCCGACAGCCUCCUCCAGCUCCUCAAAAACUACUGCCGCACCAACGGCGUGAAAACCUCGAUCACGGUCGGCAUCAUCGGCUAUCCGAACGUCGGCAAAUCCUCUCUCAUCAACUCGCUGAAGCGCUCGCGCGCCGUCGGCGUCUCCUCGACGGCCGGCUUCACGCGGACGGUGCAGGAAAUCCAGAUCGAUCGGAACAUUUCGCUGCUGGACUGUCCGGGCAUCAUUUUCAACAGCAACAACAAGUCCUACCUGCUCCGCAACUGCGUCGACGUCCACGAACUCGAGGAUCCCGAGGGAACCGUCGAGCAGAUGAUGCGGUCGCUGCCCAAGAACCUCCAGUAUCUCCAGGCCUUCUACCAGAUUCCCGCCUUCCGCGAUGCGCACGAGAUGCUGGCGUACGUGGCACGCGCGCGAGGGAAGCUGAAACGCGGAGGAAUUCCGGAUCUGCGCGCGGCGGCGUAUAUCGUGAUCGGCGAUUUCAACAGCGGAAUGAUCCCGUUUUAUGUGAAGCCGCCGCAGCGAUUGCUGGCCGCGCAGUAG
This is a messenger RNA of Blastocystis hominis, 1275 nucleotides long. RefSeq lists its product as hypothetical. Bases 25 to 1275 code for a protein of 416 amino acids. The record is from RefSeq and is a predicted model, not a curated record. Gene Ontology annotation, molecular function: GTP binding. Gene Ontology annotation, cellular component: nucleolus. The transcript has 10 exons. Lineage: Eukaryota; Bigyra; Opalinata; Blastocystidae.